UCCCCUCUCUGGGUCUCCCCGGGGGGAGCAGUGACCCCGCAGCCUCCCCACAAUACCCACACCUGCAGAAAGCGAGGCACAGAGCAUCAUCCCAAGGACCUCAUGGGCUGGGGGCAGCUCACGCUCCCUGACCCCCUCCAGCCCCACCGCGCUCGGGGCCGCCCUGUUUUCUCCCCUCUCUAUUUCCCAAACAAGCCCUGGCCCUGGCCCUGGCCCUGGCCCGGCCCCGGCACAGUUGUCAGGCUAAAUAUUUUGUGUGUGGCAGCCGAAAACAAAAGUGAAGGGGCCGUGGGGCCACCCUUCUCCCGGCGUGCCUCGGCGUUGGCAAGGAGUGCCCGGCGUGCGGGGCCGGACGCGUGCCCGCCUGCAGCAGCACCGGGCAGGAGCGAGACGUGGCCCCACGGGAUGGGGGCACUGGGGGCUCUAUGGCUGCCGUUGACCCUACUGCUCCUCGGCCCCCUCCCGCUGCCCCCCGUGCAGGCCCCCUCUGAAAUCUGCGGCAGCAUGGACAUCCGCAACGACGUGUCGCAGCUGCAGAAGCUGGAGAACUGCUCCAUCAUCGAGGGCAACCUGCAGAUCCUGCUGAUGUUCACCACGGGCGCCGAGGAUUUCCGAGGGCUCAGCUUCCCCCGCCUGCUGAUGAUCACCGAGUACCUGCUCCUCUUCCGCGUUUACGGGCUGGAGAGCCUGCGGGACCUGUUCCCCAACCUCUCGGUCAUCCGCGGCACCAACCUCUUCUUCAACUACGCGUUGGUCAUCUUCGAGAUGCCGCACCUGCGGGAGAUCGGGCUGCACAGCCUGGGCCACGUGCUGCGCGGCUCGGUGCGCAUCGAGCGCAACCAGGAGCUCUGCCACCUCUCCACCAUCGACUGGGGGCUGCUGCUGCCCGACGCCGUGGACAACAGCUACAUCGUGGGCAACAAGCUGGCCGAGGAAUGCGCCGACGUCUGUCCGGGCAUCCUGGAUGUGGAGAAGCCGUGUGCGCAGACCGUUGUCAACGGGCAGCUGGAUUACCGCUGCUGGACCUCCAGCUAUUGCCAGAAAGUGUGCCCAUGCGGCGCGGGCUCGGCGUGCACAGCAUCGGGCGAGUGCUGCCACGCCGAGUGCCUGGGGGGCUGCGGGCGACCCCGGGACAGCCGCUCCUGCGUGGCCUGCCGCCACUUCCACUUCAACGGGCACUGCCUGCCCUCCUGCCCACCCCGCACCUACGAGUACGAGGGCUGGCGCUGCGUCACGGCCGAGUACUGCGCCAGCCUGCGCAAGGUCUCCGACAACCCGCGCGACGCCUCCAAGUUCGUCAUCCACCAGCAGCAGUGCCUCUCCGAGUGCCCCCCCGGCUACACCAGGAAUGAGAGCAGCAUCUUCUGCCACAAGUGCGAGGGGUUGUGCCCCAAAACGUGCAAGGUGGGCACCAAGACUGUGGACUCGACGCGGGCGGCACAGGAGCUGGCAGGCUGCACUCUGGUGGAGGGCAACCUCAUCCUCAACAUCCGCCGGGGCUAUAAUCUGGCCUCGGAGCUGCAGAGCAGCCUGGGCCUCAUCGAGACCAUCACGGGCUUCCUGAAGAUCAAGCACUCCUUCGCCCUUGUCUCCUUGUCCUUCUUCAAGAACCUCAAGCUGAUCCGUGGAGACUCCAUGGUGGACGGGAAUUACACCCUGUACGUCCUGGACAACCAGAACCUGCAGCAGCUGUGGGACUGGAGCCACCACGUCCUCUCUAUCCCAGUGGGCAAGAUGUACUUUGCCUUCAACCCCAAGCUCUGCCUGGCUGAGAUCUACCACAUGGAGGAGGUGACGGGCACCAAGGGACGGCAGAACAAGGCGGAGAUCAAUCCACGUACCAACGGGGACAGGGCGUCCUGCAAGACCCAAACCCUGCGCUUCAUCUCCAACAUCACCGAGUCCGACCGCAUCUUCCUCAAGUGGGAGCGGUACCGGCCCCCUGAGUACCGAGACCUCCUCAGCUUCAUUGUCUACUACAAGGAGUCACCCUUCCAGAACGUGUCGGAGUACGUGGGGCAGGACGCCUGUGGGGCACAGAGCUGGAACGUGCUGGACGUGGAGCUGCCACUCAGCAGUGAGCAGGAGCCAGGGGUGGCCCUGCUCAACCUGCGGCCGUGGACGCAAUAUGCCAUCUUCGUCCGUGCCAUCACCCUCACCACCGCCGAGGAAGGGCGCAACUAUGGGGCGCAGAGCGAGGUGGUCUACAUCCGCACCAUGCCAGCAGCCCCGACAGUGCCACGAGACGUCAUCUCCAUGUCCAACUCCUCGUCCCACAUCGUGGUGCGCUGGAAGCCACCCACGCAGCGCAAUGGCAACAUCACCUACUACCUGGUGCUGUGGCAGCAGCUGGCUGAGGACAUGGAGCUCUACAUCAAUGACUACUGCCACAAAGGCCUGAAGCUGCCCACAAGCAGUGCAGACACGCGCUUCAGUGAUGGGGACGGCCCCGAGGUGGAGCAGGAUGCGGAGGAACGCUGCUGCCCCUGCCGCCCCGCUGAUGGGCAGCUCCGCAUGGAGGGCGAGGCCGAGUCCUUCCAGAAGAAGUUUGAGAACUUCCUCCACAAUUCCAUCAUCAUCCCCAGGCCACCUUGGAAGGUGACAUCCAUCAACAAGAACCAGCGGACCCCAAAGCGCCGCAGGGACCUGGUGGCCGUCACCUCCCCCACCAACACCUCCUCGGCGGAGCCACCUCCCCCCAGCCACGCCAGGGCCGAACCCAAACCCGACUUCCAGAUCUUCGAGGACAAAGUGGUGCGGGACCGCGCGGUGCUGUCGCGGCUGCGGCACUUCACUGAGUACCGCAUCGACAUCCACGCGUGCAACCACGCCGCGCACACCGUGGGCUGCAGCGCAGCCACCUUCGUCUUCGCCAGGACCAUGCCCGAGUUGCAAGCUGACAACAUUCCCGGCAACGUGACGUGGGAGCCAGCCAGCAAGAACAGUGUGCUGCUGCGUUGGCAGGAGCCCCGCAACCCCAAUGGGCUCAUCCUCAAGUACGAGAUCAAGUACAGCCGUGAGAGCGAGGAGGUCACCACUGUUGUCUGCGUCUCCCGACACCGCUAUGCUAAAUACGGAGGCGUGCACCUGGCCCUGCUGCAGCCGGGGAAUUACUCGGCCAAGGUCCGUGCCACAUCGCUGGCCGGCAACGGCUCCUGGACGGGACUCGUCAAGUUCUACAUCCUGGGGCCAGCCGAGGAAGAGUCCGGCAGCUUCUACGUCCUGCUCACCGUCACGCCUGUGGUCCUCAUGGUGCUCAUCUCUUGCCUCGCCGUCUUCGUCUUCUUCUACAGUAAGAAGAGGAGCAAUGAUGGCUACCCCAGCGGGACGCUGUACGCCUCUGUCAACCCUGAGUACUUCAGUGCCUCAGACAGUAUGUGGGGAUGGGCAGGGGUUCCCGUGGGGUCUGCUGCCCCAUUCCCCUGCUUGGGGAUGGGGCUGGUGACGGUGAUUUUGAUGGCGAUGUUGGUGAUGUUGGUGAUGGCGAUGGUGAUGGUGAUGGUGAUGGUGAUGGUGACGGUGAUGGUGAUGGUGACACCUCCUGCAGUGUACAUCCCCGAUGAAUGGGAAGUAUCACGGGAGAAGAUCACGGUGAUCCGGGAGCUGGGGCAGGGCUCCUUCGGGAUGGUGUACGAGGGGCUGGCGCUGGGGCUGGUGGCCGAGGGUGAGGAGACCAAGGUGGCCCUGAAGACGGUCAACGAGCUGGCCACCAUGCGGGAGCGCAUCGAGUUCCUCAAGGAAGCCUCCGUCAUGAAGGCCUUCAAGUGCCACCAUGUGGUCCGUCUGCUUGGCGUCGUGUCCCAGGGUCAGCCAGCUUUGGUCAUCAUGGAGCUGAUGACACGUGGGGACCUGAAGAGCUACCUGCGCUCGCUCAGACCCGACGCCGAGAACAACCCUGGGCUGCCUCCACCCUCGCUCAAGGACAUGAUCCAGAUGGCAGGGGAGAUCGCCGACGGCAUGGCCUACCUCAACGCCAAGAAGUUCGUGCACCGCGACCUCGCCGCCCGUAACUGCAUGGUGUCUGAGGACUUCACCGUCAAGAUUGGAGAUUUCGGCAUGACGCGGGACAUCUACGAGACUGAUUAUUACCGCAAAGGGGGCAAGGGGCUGCUCCCCGUCCGCUGGAUGUCCCCCGAGGCCCUCAAGGACGGCAUCUUCAACACGCAGUCCGACAUCUGGUCCUUCGGGGUGGUGCUGUGGGAGAUCACCACGCUGGCCGAGCAGCCCUACCAGGGCAUGUCCAACGAGCAGGUCCUGCGCUACGUCAUGGACAACGGCGUCUUGGAGAGGCCGGAGAACUGCCCCGAUCAACUCCACGAGCUGAUGUGUCUGUGCUGGCAGCAGAACCCUCGCCAGCGCCCAUCCUUCGUCCAGCUCCUGGAGAGCAUCAAGGAGCACAUGGCGCCCGCUUUCCGCACCCUCUCCUUCUUCUACAGCCCCGAGAACCGGCGGCGCGGCUCCAGCGAGCUCUCGGACGCCGAAACGGAGCACCCCCCCGAGGAGGACGAGCCGCCCGCACCCCCGCUGCCCACCCGCAAGGGCCGAGGCCGGCUCCCCAACGGGACGGGCUGCCUGUGAGCGGGGGCUGCCGCCCGCUGCGGACUCUUCCCCCCGCCCCAUAGCGGGGCCCUUCGCGUUAUUUAUUGCUUUUAAGGGAAGGGGGUGUGCUCUGGGGGGGAGGGAGCCACUGCACUGCCGCCCCCUGCGUUGGGGAGAUGGUGGCAAAGCGGGGGUUGGGGGGGGGGGUGCUGCCCCCUAGGACGCUCCGUUUUGCAGAUGGGGAAACUGAGGCACGGCGCUGCCCUGCGGUCUCCCCGCAGUCCUGAAGGCGGGGUACAGCGUCGGGGCCGAGCCGGCUCCGCUGUCUGCCCCGGGGGAGCAGGGAGAAUAAAGCAGGACGGAG
Numida meleagris (helmeted guineafowl) is the source of this 4903-nucleotide messenger RNA. RefSeq names its product insulin receptor related receptor (gene INSRR). Gene Ontology annotation, biological process: glucose homeostasis; protein autophosphorylation; positive regulation of phosphatidylinositol 3-kinase/protein kinase B signal transduction. NCBI's taxonomy places the organism in Eukaryota, Metazoa, Chordata, Aves, Galliformes, Numididae. Gene Ontology annotation, molecular function: ATP binding; insulin receptor substrate binding; phosphatidylinositol 3-kinase binding. Bases 103 to 4578 code for a protein of 1491 amino acids. Gene Ontology annotation, cellular component: membrane; axon; insulin receptor complex. The transcript is spliced from 21 exons. The record is from RefSeq and is a predicted model, not a curated record.